AUGGAGGCCCGCGGCCCGGCGCCCCCAUGGGGCGGCGGCGGCGCGGCGCAGAGGGCCGCCCUCGAGUGCGUGGCCGAGGCUCGCGAGGCGGAGGGCGGGGCGAGCAGGGCGGCCGCCGGGGGUGCGGAGGUCGAGGAGCUGCUGGCCGCCCUGGGAGUGGCGAGCGACGGCAGCCAUCGCACCGAGCACCAGGAGGCCCACGUGGAGGAGGCCGUGGCCACCGACGGCAUCGGGGGGGGCGGGGCUGCGGCGACGGCACCUUGGGCGGGGGAGUUCGACCAGAACUCCCAGGAGGUCCAGGAGCAGGAGCUGUGCGAGCAGGCGCCCGACGCGGACUUCAAGAGCACCACGGACGGGGAGGCCUCCAAGGAGGCCCAAGUCCAGGAGUUCCUCGACUCCCUGCUGGAGGCCUCGGCGGCGAAGGACUCUGCGGCGAUCAAGGUCGUCGACAGCGGCACCGAGGCAGAGUCGGCGGAGCCGGACGUCGCGGAGGCGUGCGCCCUCCUCGCAGUGCUCGUGGAGCGGCUGACAGAAACGGACACCAACUCGUUCCACGAGUUCUGGAAGCUGUUCGGCGAGGCGCCGACGGCGGUGCAGCAGGCGAGCUGGCAGGAGAUGUUCGAGGGUAUCCGUUGCCAUGCGGUCGAGUGCGAGCCGCUGGUGCGCUACACGCGGCCUCGCGGCAUCGGCAUCACUGGCCAUUCCUCAUCGUGCUGGUGCUCGAGCUGCCUCGACAAGCAGAUCGAGGAUGCCGAGCGAAGAAUCCGACGGCGCGCGGCCUGCACAAAGGAGGCCGACGUCAUGAAGCAGGUCACCGAGGUCGGCGUGGGCUGA
Messenger RNA from Prorocentrum cordatum, 834 nucleotides. Lineage: Eukaryota; Dinophyceae; Prorocentrales; Prorocentraceae. The record is from the annotation of a GenBank genome assembly.